GUUUCAGUGUUAUGGAGGUGGACUUUGAGCAUCGUUGUCAUUUAACAAUGCAGGUCAAGCACUGCAAUUACAUUAUGAACUUUUUCAACUAUUUUGAAAUCAUGUACUGUAGCAUAGAUAUUCAGAGCAAGCUGGAAGAGAGACUCAUUAUGGGCCUAUUCGGUAUUAUUAUGAUUUUGCUGACAAUCAUGAUAGGUCAUUUGGUGGACAAAUAUAUUGAACCUGCCUUAAAGAUACUCUCGGUGAAGAUGUACAUGAGUGAAUAUUUGGCUGGAGUUACUCUAUUGAGUCUGGGCAACUCAUUUGCCGAUCUGAUCGUCAACUUGAUGCCCAUUCGAGGACAUGCUCCCAUCUAUACGAUAAGUCUUAGCAAUGCCUUGGCAGUGAUUCUAUUGAGUGGUGGCAUGGUCUGUUUCCUGCGACCCUUCAAAUUAAAUGGACACUCAGUCAUAAGAGAUCUUCUCUUUCUGCUUCUUGCCGCCGAGCUCACAAUCUAUAUGAUCUUCAGCGAUACAAAAACUACGAAGCCGGAAUCAAUCUCACUUGCUUUAUUAUAUCCUAUUUAUUUAUUCGUCCUCUUCGUGGAUCACAAUUUGUUGCAUGAGGCCAUAUCAACCCUUUAUAAGGAAAUCGAUGAAUUGCAAAACCAACCUUAUACACCCCGUCGAAAGGAUCUAAUCAAGGAGAAGCUGAAGAAACUGCACGAAUUUGAGCAGGAAGUUAGAGUGGUUGUGCAUAACAAUUCGAUCAUCUAUCGUUAUAACUCUUCAAAUCUUGAAACCUAUUGGCGCGAUUACCGAAAACAAAUGUCCAACUGGGAGAUUCAAAAUAUACAGAAGAUGGAUGAGAACAUAACUCGAAAUAUCUUGUAUAAUUUCCACAAUCCGAAGAAUAUGUUUCUGUUUGAGGAGUUCUUAACAGCAUUAAUACCCAUUAAUAUUGUGGAUUGGAAAUUCAGCGGUUGGUGUCAUCGCAUCUUUCUCAUAAUUCUCUCUCCCAUUGCCCUCUUCUGUGCCAUCUUCAUUCCCAUCGUGGACUAUCGACAGGAUAAACAUGGUUGGAGCAAGUUGCUCAACUGCACGCAGAUUAUUACGAAUCCCAUAUUAUGCUUUGUAUUGGUUGAAGCAAUGUUUAAUAAUACAUAUACCAAAAGAUAUCCGGUUUUGACGUUGACUAAUGCCAUAUGGACCUUGUGGUUCACCGUGCCCCUGGCUAUACUUGUAUUCUUUCACUCACGCACCGACAGACCACCGACGUAUCACUUGCUCUUCUUGUCCCUGACAGUUGUCAGCUCGAUGCUCUUUCUAGCCAUUUGUGCCACCGAGCUGGAGGUACUCUUCGCCAUCAUUGGCCUGGUCUUUCAUAUGACCGAGGAUUUUGUGGCCAGCAGCAUUCGAUCCUUGGCCGGAGCCAUGGGCGAUGUCAUCUUUAACACGCACCUGGCGAUGCAUGGCUAUGAGAAAAUGGCCUUUGCUGCCAGCCUGGCCGCGCCCCUUUUCAUCAUCACGGUUUGCAUUGGCAUUCCGUGUUAUUUCAAUUCUCAAGUACAUAAGACGGAGUCUGCACAUUGGCUAUAUGGAAUAUAUGGUGAAAAUUCGUAUAUUUUCUUCACCAUGGCGAUUUUCACAGCUCUGGGCUGGACCCUGACACUUAAUUUCUCUGCUCGCCGAUCGGUGGGUAUAUUUUCAUAUAUUUUAUUUAUGUUAUUUCUCUUAUUUAACGCACUUGCUGAGUGGGAUUUAAUUCAUGAAAUGGCCAGAGAUAAGAUAUUUAAACCAAUAUAAAA
Molecule: messenger RNA, 1786 nt
Organism: Drosophila innubila
Lineage: Eukaryota; Metazoa; Arthropoda; Insecta; Diptera; Drosophilidae
Product: mitochondrial sodium/calcium exchanger protein-like
Exons: 7
Coding region: 12-1784 (590 amino acids)
Biological process (GO): intracellular calcium ion homeostasis; transmembrane transport; monoatomic cation transport
Cellular component (GO): membrane
Molecular function (GO): calcium:sodium antiporter activity
Source: RefSeq, a predicted model, not a curated record